Messenger RNA from Punctularia strigosozonata HHB-11173 SS5, 249 nucleotides. RefSeq lists its product as uncharacterized. The record is from RefSeq and is a predicted model, not a curated record. NCBI's taxonomy places the organism in Eukaryota, Fungi, Basidiomycota, Agaricomycetes, Corticiales, Punctulariaceae. Bases 1 to 249 code for a protein of 82 amino acids. Gene Ontology annotation, biological process: protein secretion. The transcript is spliced from 2 exons.
AUGGCACCCGUUCUGCUAUCGCGCGGUCUGGAUCCUCUCCUGGGGGUCUUCACCGGCGUUCUGGCGUACUAUCUAUACGAGACGAACCCGCGGACUGCGCUCCCUGAAGAACAACGCCUCACGUCCCUGGUGCGAUGGAAGUACUCUCAAUGGAGAUACAUGCGUGAAGCCAAGCUGAAGGAACUGGAAAACAGUCAGGAGGCUGUGGAUUGGCGCGUCCUGGUGGCGCACGAUGAACGAUCCAAAUAA